Molecule: messenger RNA, 1528 nt
Organism: Ipomoea nil (Japanese morning glory)
Lineage: Eukaryota; Viridiplantae; Streptophyta; Magnoliopsida; Solanales; Convolvulaceae
Product: protein ABIL3-like
Exons: 10
Coding region: 247-1182 (311 amino acids)
Source: RefSeq, a predicted model, not a curated record
GUUUUCCUUUGGCUUGCUCAUUCAUGCUCUAUGAUUUGAACUUGAACCCCACUGAAGUGGCAUCGACUUCUCUAGCCAUACACCCACUAUAGGCAAAGAUACCAAACUCGGAUCUUCAUAAUAUUUCUUUGAUUGCUAGUACAGUGAAAGAAAAUCUUUAAACGUCAGUGAAGUUGCAGCAAAUGGAGUCAAGGGCUUGCUACUAAUUACUUCUUCUUGGAGACAUUAACGUUUAGUAUUACUGCAAUGCCCUUCCCUCGAGAAUCAGCCGAUUAUGACAAGGCUUCAAUGCCGCAAAACAUGCUGUUAAGUGACAGUCUUGAGGAUUUGGCAAAUCUCAGAAAGCAGCUGUACUCUGCAGCCGAAUAUUUCGAGUUAUCUUACAUUAAUGAUGACCAAAAACAGAUAGUGGCAAAUACAUUGAAGGAUUAUGCCGUCAAAGCUCUUGUAAGCACUGUGGAUCAUUUGGGCUUAGUGACAUACAAGGCCAACGAUAUGUUGGAUGAAAAAGUCGUUGAAGUUUCUGGAACAGAACUUCGAAUAUCUUGUAUUGAACAGAGACUGAGGACGUGUCAAGAGUAUAUUGAUCGUGAGGGCCUUUCUCAGCAAUCAUUAGUCAUAAAUACUCCAAAGUACUGUAAGAGGUACAUCUUGCCAGUUGGGGAAACCGGGUGUGGCCUCGAUGAUGAAGAUGUCAGGCGUCAGUUUCGAAAUGCUGUUGAAGCAACAACUAUGGAUAUUCCAGAGUCGACAGUCGGAAAAGAGCAAUCCCCGCCGUCACCUUCUCCACAACUUCCUCAGCAGCAAUCUAGAUCGUCUUUCUCCAUCUCGGUAACCAUGCCUAAAAAAGAGCUAGGACCCGAGAAGCGAACGGUCUCCCCACAUCAUUUUCGCCAUUUACGAACUGCAUCUCUUCCUAGUAGGCCAACAACACCUAAGAGUUCUAGGCCAACCACUCCAAAUCGAAGUCGACCCCCUACUCCAACCCCUAGAUCACAGAUGCUGUAUACUUCAGAACCGUGGAAACCACCGCCAUUGCAUCUCCACGUGGAAAGAGAGAACACUCGAGACUCUGAUCAUCGCCCCAGCAAAAGCAAAAGUAAACGUCUCCUUAAAGCUUUGCUCAGCCGACGCAAGUCAAAGAACGACGACAUGCUUUACACUUACCUCGAUGAAUAUUGACGAUACAAGAUCAAACGAAGAAACGAGUAGGAUCCUUUUUGUUAGGAAAGAAAGAGACCUUGGAUCCCUCCCCUUCUCCCUCCUUUUUGUACCAAAUUAUUAUCAUAUUUUUACACUGUAAAUUGUUUUCUUUAACCUUUUCCUCUUUUGGUAUAAAUGCAUUUCUGGGCUUAAUGUUUAGUGGGGGUACUUGAAAAAUUAUUUUCUUUUGGAUGAAACUGUGAUAGAGGCAAGCAGCUGGUAAUGUACAAUUUUGAGACAAUCAUGCCACUGCUUGUCUGCUUCUAAUUGUACUUGUACUCUGGUUACUUUAAGAAAAUUACAAAUAUAAAUAUUUAUUAUGAAA